GGGGGCCGAGCCGGAGCCGCGGGCACAGCGCCCUCGCGGGGGGCCCCGCCGCGGCCAUGGAGCGCCGCUGAUCGCCGCCGAUCGCCGCCGGGAGACAAUGGCCCUGCACAAACUCUGCUCCGUGCUCGAAGUGUUGCUGGUAACAAUCCUUGUAGUGGAAGGGAUUGCUGUUGCACAGAAGACACAAGGUGGGCAAAAUAUCGGAGUGAAUCGCAUCCCCCCCACCCAGUGCGACAACUGGGUACGGACGAGUAAUGGAGGACAUUUUGCUUCACCAAACUACCCAAACAUGUACCCCCCAAACCAGGAGUGCAUCUAUAUCUUAGAAGCUGCUCCACGACAAAGAAUUGAAUUGACCUUUGAUGAACCUUAUUACAUAGAACCUUCAUUUGAGUGUCGGUUUGAUCAUCUGGAGGUUCGAGAUGGACCUUUCGGUUUCUCCCCUCUCAUCAAUCGUUACUGUGGUCUGAAAAGUCCUGCACUAAUUAGAUCAACAGGGAGAUUUAUGUGGAUCAAGUUUACAUCUGAUGAGGAGCUGGAAGGAAAGGGAUUUCAAGCAAAGUACUCAUUUAUACCAGAUCCUGACUUCACUUACCUAGGAGGCAUUUUAAAUCCCAUCCCAGACUGCCAGUUUGAGCUCUCAGGAGCUGAUGGAAUAGUACGUUCCAGUCAAGUAGAACAAGAAGGAAAAACAAAGCCAGGACAAGCAGUUGACUGUAUAUGGACAAUUAAAGCUACUCCAAAUGCUAAGAUCUACAUGCGCUUUCUCGACUACCAAAUGGAGCAUUCCAAUGAAUGCAAGAGAAACUUCGUGGCUGUGUAUGACGGGAGCAGCUCCAUCGAAAACCUGAAGGCCAAGUUCUGCAGCACCGUGGCGAACGAUGUGAUGCUGCAGACGGGGACAGGGGUGGUGAGGAUGUGGGCAGACGAAGGCAGCAGACUGAGCAGGUUCAGGAUGCUCUUCACUUCAUUUGUGGACCCUCCCUGCUCAGGCAACACUUACUUCUGCCAUAGCAACAUGUGCAUCAAUAAUUCUUUAGUCUGCAAUGGCAUCCAGAACUGUGCAUACCCUUGGGACGAGAAUCACUGCAGAGAAAAGAAAAGAACUGGAUUGUUUGAACAAAUCACAAAAACUCAUGGGACAAUCAUUGGCAUCACAUCAGGGAUAGUUUUAGUUCUUCUCAUCAUUUCAAUUCUAGUGCAAGUAAAGCAACCUCGCAAAAAGGUCAUGGCUUGCAAGACUGCCUUCAAUAAAACCGGUUUCCAGGAAGUGUUUGAUCCUCCUCAUUAUGAACUCUUUUCACUAAGGGACAAAGAAAUUUCUGCGGAUUUGGCAGAUUUAUCGGAAGAACUCGAGAACUAUCAGAAAAUGCGACGCCCUUCAACAGCUUCCAGGUGCAUCCACGACCACCACUGUGGCUCCCAGGCCUCGAACAUAAAACAGAGCAGGACCAACCUCAGCUCCAUGGAACUGCCCUUCCGCAACGACUUCGCGCAGCCCCAGCCCAUGAAAACGUUCAACAGCACCUUCAAGAAAAGUACUUACACCUUCAAACAAGCGCAUGAGUGCCCUGAGCAGGGUAUAGAAGACAGGGUGAUGGAGGAGAUUCCAUGUGAAAUUUAUGUGAGAGGAAGGGAGGAUACGGCACAAGGUUCGUUGUCUAUUGACUUCUGACUUCCUGGUGAAGGUGGUAUCGCUGUAUAUACGAGAUGCUUGUGUACAAUGACAGUGUACAUAUUAAAAGUGUAUCAUACGCAGCGUGUGAGAUGCACACACUUUUAGCUUAUUAUACUUCAUUAAAAAAAAAGAACAACCCAGUCUUCAUAACUAAUUCUUGCUGAAAAAUGGUGAAUUUCCUCCCAUCUUCCCAAGCUACCUAUCUAGUGGAGGAGUAAAACGGAGACUUUGCAUGGAAAUUAUAAGAGAGGAUAUUGGAAGAAAAAACCCUACAAGUACUAAUCACUGAACACUGAAAACAAUGGCUACUAUUCUCUUCUGGCUACCAUUUUUCUCUUCUUUAGACGUCUGCUUUUGAAGACAAUUUUAAUACCUCACUUGCAUAAAUAAAGUUAGUUAAGUGCACCCCGUGUAUGUCAACAUAGGUGUCUUAUUGUAUUUGUCAAACUGGAAAUAGAGUUAGUGUUAAGUGCCAGUUAAGACUCAAGAAUUAUGUUACUGCCAUCUGUUUCAUUUGCCUCCCAUUUUUAUUGCCUUUAAUUAUCAGUUCCUCACUCUAUGCUUUGUGAGAAAUAAGUGAAAAGGGUUACUGCCUUUUAAAAAUACUAAGUUAUAUUUUAGGACAUUUGGAAAUACAUAAUCUUUGCAGCUUUUGGUUAAACACAAACGAGUAGUCAUGUUAUUCUAGAUGCAGACUUUUACAACAGUUUUCUUUCAAGGUUUAGGAUUCUGAAAUAUUCUGCCAUGUAUUACAGCUCCAUAUGGCACAUUGAUUUCACAGCUCUGUACUUGGGAAACAAUUUUGUGCCUGCGUUUUCCAAGUAUUUACAUAAAUAGACUGUACUGUACAUUUGUCUCUUAAAAUAGCCUUUUACUCCUUGUUGCAGCCAAUCUUCCCUACUGAAAUCAGUGGUGAUACUUUUAGCUCAUGUCCUACUUGCCUGAAGAGAACUGCUCUGAGGUCUGUGUGAUUACCAGAUCUAUGAAGAUACUGGAAACAAAGAGAAUUCACAAAGCAACUCUUAUUAACCCUUAUGGAACCCUUCUUGUGCCCCUUGUUUCCACUUGCAAAAUUGCACAUUUCAUACCUUUUUUAAUGGUGGUUUGGACCUAAUUUUAAAAUUUUUACAGUAUAAAAAAUUUUUUAAAAUAUAUUCUCAUUGUGGUUUUUAAACUUUUUAUAUAGUGUGAUACUGUACAGACUAUUUAUUAUAUCACAAUCUAGCACCUGUACAGCAGGCUUGUGUCAGUGGCCCUCUUAGCAGCUCUGAGAACAAGCAGUCACUGCUGCACACAUCACAAUUUGCCAACAAUACUUGCCCAUGACUUCCACAUUAGCCUACAUUUUAUUUCCUGGUUGGUUUGAGCUUAUUCCAGUAUUUUUGGUACAUGAAACCUUUCACUAAAGCUGACCUGCCACCUUGCACUGGGCAUAGCCUUUAUUUACAGGUGUCAAAACAUAGUGUUUGUUGGGUUGACUGUAGUACAAACAAACAAAAAAUCGUCUUAAUGUAUGACUGUAGCAGUUGAAAAAUCUUUAAAAUAAAAGAUGAACAACAGCUGCAAUCACAAAUGUUCAUUAGAAUGACAAAGCAUUUUUGCAAUCUUUUUUACAAAUGCUUUGGAUGUAUGACAUUUAAAAAAAAAAAAAAAAAAAAAAGAGGGGAAUUGAGUUUCUUCAACACUUCCCAACUUCAAAGUUACUGCUGUCUGAUGUCCAGAAAGAACUUAAUCAGAAGCUCAUAUAUCAGACCCAUCAGGCUGUAUCCAGGUGUCAGUUUUUGUGCUGGUCUCAGAACGUAUUCCAAUUCGAAGGAAUGAAAAUGAGCAUUAUUUUUAGAUGCACUUCACACAGAAGAUAAGUGUUAAAAAAAAAUCUAGUAAAGUUUGACUCAAAAAUUUUUGAAUAUUUAAUUAAAGCAUUUGACAGAUUUCAUUUACUUUCAGUAAUAUUUUCAGUAAAUUUUACACUUUCAGUAAUAAAUACCUCACCAUGACCUAUAAGUCACAGAGUGUUAUUUCUGACAGUCUGUUAGUUCCAGAUUCUUUUUACAAGUACGUAGUUUACACAGGUCAUUUUUAUCCAUAUAGCUCCUGUAAGUGCUAGGUUUGCAUGAUUAAGUUUUCUUUUUAAGCUACAUUUCUCCAUGUGAUAAAAAUAACAUGAUCCCUACUCUUCCCUAAGUUAUGUCGUCUCUGAACAGUAAACCUGUAUUAAUAAAACAAACAGCAAGCCUCCAAAGCCCAGGUCUGUGAGGAAAAGGGACAAGCCCUGUUGAAGAAAUUCCCAAAUGGCUUGGAUAAUAUUUCAGUCUCUCAUAACAUUCCAAAUCCAUGAUUGGAGCACAGGUGCUUUUUGGCUACCCCAGGGCACACGGGUGAGCUCCCAUAGCCAGUCAUGUCCUUUGAGCGCAGCUUUUUCCAAUAUCCCCAAAUCCAUCUCUACAAGCUUUGCUUUCCUCCCUUCUUUGCUAUCUGUUCUGGCUGCUUUAGGAUGUAAGUCAAGACACUCCUGCCUGUUUAACACCUGCCCCAGAUUCCCAAUACAGAGCAAAGCUCUCCGAGAGGGAACUUCCCUGUAUUCCUGCAAUAGCAGACCCAAUCCUUACUGUGGCAAUAGCUGCACACAACCCUAAAGGAAUAAUGAUUUCUCUAGGCCUCUAGAAAUAGUAAUGGCAAGAAAAUGAAGUAUUGGUGCAAAGUGAAAUUAGCAUUGAACCUAAAAUUCUGAAAGGAAAACCUGUGCACAAUGUGUUUUAAAAGAUAAUAAUGCCUACACAUCUCUGGCAGUGUUGGGUUCAGUUACUUAGCUGUGCUCUAGGAAAUGAGGGGUAACUAUUACAGCCAUAAUUCCAUUUCCACUUCAGUAAAAUUCCUUUCACUGAGUGGACUGACUCAGAGUAUAGAAACUGGCAUUUUCAGCAAAAGAAUCUAGUAUUGGGUUUGCAGUCUCAAUCCAGUUGAAGUGGAUGUUGUGGUCUUUAAACUUUUUUUGGUAUUAGUGAAAAAUACCAUCUUUCUUAUUUUGCAAUAUCUAAGUACUUUUAGCAUUUUUUCAUUGUCUCCAUCUUAAAUUCAUGCAUUUCUAGGAGCAUCUUGAUUUUGCACUCGGUUGUACCCUUAUCUGCAAUACCAUCUGUUAACACUGAACGCUCAUUAGCAAAGAUCUGCUCACAAGACACACAGCUGACCAGGAAAAGACCAACAGCAGGAACUACUGUUUGGUAUUUAUAAUUAAUUUUUACCUUUUAUCUUAGUAGCUUAGCCAACUAUCUAAUAUGAAUAAGGAAUUGUGAUAAAAAUUGUAUAAGUAAACCUCAAGCCAACAUGAAAAUAAAGGUGACUGUGAACUCUUGCAAGCUCUGUGAGAAGACAUCUGCAUUUACAGGCAUGACAACAGUGAUACAGGGAACUGAGGCUUAACACUGUUCCUGACUCUGAAAUAUAUCAGUGAUGGCAGAAAUACUAAUUUGUACUUAAAAUGCAUGAGAUUCUCUUGUCUGCUGUAGACAGGAUGACCCUCAUAGCACAUACAAAUUACAAUGGCAUAUUAUAAGAAUUAGUCUAUUUUUACUAAACCAAUACAAAGAAGGGUUGUGAAAAGAACUGUCAUUGAUUUACAAGAAAAGGUGCUUGCUGUGUGAACAUGUCACAGAACUUUUAAGUCAUUAAAAUAGUUUGUUUUGGUUUC
Myiozetetes cayanensis is the source of this 5369-nucleotide messenger RNA. RefSeq names its product neuropilin and tolloid like 2 (gene NETO2). The coding region runs from base 98 to 1675 and encodes 525 amino acids. The record is from RefSeq and is a predicted model, not a curated record. The transcript has 9 exons. Gene Ontology annotation, molecular function: protein binding. NCBI's taxonomy places the organism in Eukaryota, Metazoa, Chordata, Aves, Passeriformes, Tyrannidae.